AUGUUCCUGUUGCCCUGUGUGGUUGGCUCCCCCGACUUUCUGCUCCAUCUCAGAGAGUUCCACCAUGCCGUCGGCCUUUUUUCUGUGUCUUGGCGCUCCUGGCGUUUGGAAGUUGGUGACCCUCGGGAUAUGAGCGAGAACGACCUCAUAGACCUUGGCCUCCGCUCCCCCCUCCCCGCGCCAUCUCAACCAACACCGCCUUCGUUUGGCUCUGCCUCGGCUUCAACCUCUUCAUCGACUUCUUCUUCUGUGUUUGGCCCCGGUCCUGCCUCUUCCUUUGCCCCUGGCUCGGCUCCCGCCUGCGAUUCGUACCCGUUACCGACUCAAGACUCGAUCAUUGCUCGCAUGAGAGGCAAAGCUUUCAUCAGCUGUUUCGAUGGGUCUGCAUUGUGUUCUUUCAUCAGUUGCCAGUGUACCCAUACCACCGUGACAGAAUGA
Neurospora tetraspora is the source of this 438-nucleotide messenger RNA. RefSeq lists its product as uncharacterized. NCBI's taxonomy places the organism in Eukaryota, Fungi, Ascomycota, Sordariomycetes, Sordariales, Sordariaceae. The transcript has a single exon. The record is from RefSeq and is a predicted model, not a curated record. The coding region runs from base 1 to 438 and encodes 145 amino acids.